AUGACAUCCUUCAUUACAAUGGUAAGGUUUUGAUCUUUGGUCUGAAGGGUAAGGAAGGAUACGGUAGAGUUUUACAGAAGGAAAUGGGCUAGGGCUAGGGCUAGGGCUAGGGCUAGGGCUAGGGCUGUUUAACUAUCAAAAGUAAUUCUUAUUAUUCAGGAGAACAGAGAAUACGCAGACCCCUACUACGGUGUAUGUCAUUCAGGCAUGGACUUUGUUCUAAGUGGCGUCUUCGUCUACAUUCCUGCAUUAAUCCUGUCAGCAUUGCUGCUAUUCGAGUACGAGUCUGCUGAUAAUUCAAAGCUUCCCCGUUUCAAUAGAUACUGUCAGUUAACUGUAUUAAAUGGCAGCUUUACUGUAUUUAUAAAUGCAUCGGUGACAUACUUCACUCAAACUAUUAUUACUCUUGAUCAAGUUAGAGUUGUGAGAGAAUUGCUUCAAUUUUACUCAAGUAGCUUUCAAUCAUUGAAACUGAAGACGAUUGAGUAAGUAACGUAGUAAAAACACCAAAAAGCUAUUUUAAAUAUGAGAGUCAAGUGGAAGAUUUGCAAUGUAUUUUGCACUGAACAUCUUCCACUAAACUUCCAUUUUUAAAAAGUCUUAAAAUGCCUUAAAAACGCGUUUUUGAAACAUUUUAGAGGUGGAAGUUGUGUGAAAGAUUUUUAGUGCAUUUUGCACUGAAAUUCUUCCACCAAACUUCCAAGUAUAAAAAACCUUAAAAACCCGUUUUUAGAUCAAUUUAAGACAUUUUAAGAAUGGAAGUUGUGUGGAAGAUUUUUAGUGCAUUUUGCACUGAAAUUCUUCCACCAAACUUCCAAGUAUAAAAAACCUUAAAAACCCGUUUUUAGAUCAAUUUAAGACAUUUUAAGAAUGGAAGUUGUGUGGAAGAUUUUUAGUGCAUUUUGCACUGAAAUCCUUCCACUGAGCUUCCACUUUUCCAAGUGUUUUACUUUUAUUGUAGGACUUAAAAACAUGUGUUAAUAUGUAGUUUUGACAAGACCUAUUAUUUUAGACAACUCGUGACUGAAUUCAUUGUUGUCAAUAAUCUACAGACAUACCAAGCCAUUUGGGUAUUCAUUCGGAUGCAUUUGACACCCGUGGUACCAUUCGUUCUAAUCGUACUUUACAUAAUUUGGGCCAGAAAAGAAGGAUUAUUGGAAGAAAAGCCAAAAGAAAUCAAAAAGUGUGAAGUGUUUAUCAAAAGACCUGUCUACUUUUAAGCAUGAAUAUCAUAAAUAAAUAUUAACAUAAAGAUGUAUUCCCUUUUGUAUAUCAAACGGGCCGGGUUUUCUUGAGAUGGGCCUCGAUUUUCAGACCCGGCCCGACUUAAAGUUGGAUUAAUUAAGGUCGGGAGUGCCGGGCGGGGACUUUUGGUCUGGGGGUCGAAAAAAUUUUUUCCGAAAAUCCACAGGGGGGGACCAUGUUCAACUUUUUUGAAAAUUUUUUUUCGGGGGGGGGGUCCCCCUCCCGUCCCCCCCCCCCCCUUUUCCCCCAGCGCCCGGCCCUGAAGGUCGGUCCGUUCCCCAUGUCUAAGUUCCCAAGCCUUUAGAAAUGCAAUUCGCAAAUUACAAAUGCACUUGGGUCAAGCGACAGGUUUUUCGCUAUAGAGAAGCUUGUUAUACAUGAGUUCUACCGUAUUACGCAACAAUGAGACAGUUUUUGCGUUAUACAGUGGAAGUUGAUGAGGGUGGAUGAGCAAACAAACGGCACUUGCAUGCCUUGGAUAGCGUCUUUGUGCACCUUCAUUAUGUUCCACCUUUUUCGUGGCAUUCCUUAAGUUUGAGAGUUUUUGCAGCACACCUUCUCUCUGUCCUUCAUUUUUUCCUAAGUUGCUAUUAAAAGAAUACUGUAGUGUUACUCUGAAACUUCAGGAGAUACACCAAUUAUGAAUCGAUUGGUUAUUCUCUUAAUCUGUUUGUUGGUUGUGGUUACUACCUCGGAGCCUACUACUGCUGAAUUUAUUCUUAAGCAGGCACAAAAUGGCCCAGAGGUACGUGGAGUUAAAAUUGUUUAGUACAACACUGUAGAAAAUAAGGGCAUAAUAAAUGUCUCAUAGCUAGAAAAACCUUUGCCCUCCUUUGCCCUGCCUUUGCCCUGCUUUUGCCCUGCCUUUGCCCUGCCUUUGCCUUGCCUUGCCCUGCCUUGCCUUGCCUUGCCUUGCCUUGCCUUGCCUUGCCUUGCCUUGCCUUUGCCCUGCCUUUGCCCUGCUUUUGCCCUGCCUUUGCUUUGCCUUUGCCCUGCCUUUGCCCUGCCUUCGCCCUGCCUUCGCCCUGCCUUCGCCCUGCCUUCGCCCUGCCUUCGCCCUGCCUUCGCCCUGCCUUUUCCGUGCCUUUUCCCUGCCUUUUCCCUGCCUUUGCUCUGCCUUUGCCCUGCCUUUGCCCUGCCUUUGCCCUGCCUUUGCUCUGCCUUUGCCCUGCCUUUGCCCUGCCUUUGCCCUGCCUUUUCCCUGCCUUUGCCAUGCCUUUGCCUUGCCUUUGCCCUGUCUUGUCCUGCUCUGUCCUACUCUACCCCACCCUAGCUAACCCUUUUAUAAUAACUUUCUUUUCAUCUUGUUUUCAGCUAGCGAGAGAACUGAAAAGGCUUGUUGAUGAGGUUCAUGAUGGAGGUAAGAACGACACCUUUGAACGAACAGCAGGAUGUGUUGUCUUAGCUGUUCGUGGAAGCCAUGUGUGUAACAACGUCGAACCUACCAGUUGUUUUGAUAUUAACAUAGAUUACGGUUUUUAUUUGAGAGAAACACCGUUUCCGACCUAUCUUCGUGUACUAAAGCAGUUUCCGGAGUAAGUUUUGUUAAAGUUAAGUAUAUGAUAUAUAAUGCCUGAUUCUGAUCCGCCUCCUUUGAAAACAAUACAGUUGGUUAAACACGUGCCAUUUAAAAAUGUUGGAGUGUUCUAGAACCAGCAGUAUGUUCGAUUUGGUACAGGAAUUGUACAAUGGUUGGAGAUUAUCUUUAUAAGCAAUCUUGCUCAGGAAGAGUGGUAGGUUUUUCAACAAUUUACAUCAAUUUUUGCAAUAAAACAUGAAAAUGGGCUAGAUUGGCCCGGUCGAGUCAAAACAGAAGUAAAAAAGGCCGAGCCGGCACGCGUACGCCCUGAGAGCUAAGCCCAAAUUAAGGCCGCAGGAGCCAAGCCUAGGUCUCGCAACGAAAGAUUUGACUUGCAGGAAUUGUCAAUGGAUCUGAUUUUAAAGCUAUAUAUAAUAAAAAUAUUUUAAAAAGCAAAUUGAAUAGUUCAAAUAAUUCUGUGCUCCUAGCUCCAAAAUUUUUGGGGGAGCACAUAAUUAUUUGAACUACUUUUUUCUAUUUAUAUUCGAUUGUUCACAUAAUUCUGUGCCUCCUAACCUCAAAAAUUUGCUUUGUGUGGGGGCACAUAAUUAUUUGAACAACAAAAUUAUUAAUAUUGUAGGAAUAAGUAAGUUAGCCAACUCUGAUGAGAAAAACAGUAUUAAAACGUGCCAUUCUUAAUAAACCAAUGUUUUAGUCGCUGGAUAUAUUUGAACUUCUUUCCACGAACAUUUGUUCUGAUGUUCGAAGCAAAUGUGCCAACUUCACUCAUUUGUUACCUGAUGAAUUUGACUGCGCGAAACAUAUCAAGGGUACGAGCUGUAACUUGAAACUAUACGAUGAACAAUGUGCGGUAUGUCUUUUUAAAACUAUAUUUAGAGGAAUGUAUAGUAGGGAGGUAUGUAUGAUGAAGUUGGCUUGGCUUGGCUGAGCUUGGCUGAGCUUGGCUGGGCUUGGCUGGGUUUGGCUGGCCUUAACUGGGCUGGGUUUGGCUGGCCUUAAUUGGGCUUGGCUGGGAUUGGUGGGGCUGGGCUUGGCUGGGCUUGGCUUGGCUAGGGCUUGGCUUAGCUGAUUUUGGCUGGGCUUGGCGAAGCUGAGCUGGGCUGGGCUUGGCUUGACGUGGCUUGGCUUAGCUUGGCUUGUCUUGGCUUGGCUGGACUGUGCUUGGCUUGGCUUGGCUUGGCUUGGCUUGGCUUGGCUUGGCUUGACUUGGCUUGGCUUGGCUUGGCUUGGCUUGGCUUGGCUUAGCUUGGCUUGGCUUGGCUUGGCUUGGCUUGGCUUGGCUUGGCUUGGCUGGGCUGGGCUUGGCUGGGCUCGGCUGGGCUUGGCUUUGCUAGGGCUUGGCUUAACUGAGUUUGGCUGAGUUUGGCUGGGCUUGGCUGGGAUGGGCUGGGCUGGGCUUGGCUUGGCUUUUUCCUUUUCUAUUUCUUACUAGUUGUUAAUAGUCAAAAAUUUUAGCUAGAAAGUACCCUACAAUAGUUUUAUCGUACUCUACCUUAGCCUUACUGCAACUUAGGUUAGCCUUACCGUACCCUACUUUAGUUUUACCGUAACUUAUGUUAGCAUUAUCGCAUCAUAGCCCUACCGUACACUAUUAUAGCAGCACCCUAUUCUAUUCUACCCUAUCUUACAUUACCCUACCUACUGUACUUUACCCUACCCUACUGUACUUUACCCUACCCUACUGUACUUUACCUUACCCCACUGUACUUUACCCUACCUUACUGUACUUUACCCUACCCUACUGUACUUGACCCUACCCUACUGUACUUUACUCUACCUUAUUCUACCGUACUUUACCUUACCCUCUAUAUUUUGCAGGUAAAACUCGUUAAGCCAGUCAAAUCUGAUGCCACGCCAACCUGGGCAUUUGUUUUUGUGUGCCUAGGCAUUACAACCAUCAUCUACUACGGUUUGUGGAGCAUAUUCUUGGUUAUGGGUUACUACGACCAAACUACAGUAUGCGUACAGGAUAAUGAGGGAGUUUGGUUGAGAUUGGACAGCUAUUCAAGGUAA
This is a messenger RNA of Bursaphelenchus okinawaensis, 4798 nucleotides long. The record is from the annotation of a GenBank genome assembly. Lineage: Eukaryota; Metazoa; Nematoda; Chromadorea; Rhabditida; Aphelenchoididae.